Messenger RNA from Melanotaenia boesemani (Boeseman's rainbowfish), 1070 nucleotides. RefSeq lists its product as uncharacterized. Bases 369 to 1070 code for a protein of 233 amino acids. The transcript is spliced from 4 exons. The record is from RefSeq and is a predicted model, not a curated record. Lineage: Eukaryota; Metazoa; Chordata; Actinopteri; Atheriniformes; Melanotaeniidae.
GCUGACCCGGCUGGACGAAUACAAGGCCAGGAUCACGUCCACCUUCGGGUCCAUCUUGAAGAUGGACUCCACCAAGAAGGUGACGAAGAAGCUCGCAGGUGCCGCCUCGGACACGGCCGCCUGGCUGACCAACGUGGAUAACCAGUACGGGCAGGUCCUCAUCAGCGUCCUCACCUGCUCUGAGGGCUCCGAGGGCCUGUCCAGGACGGCGGCCGGACUGAUGAGGCAGUACCGACUUACCGGGUUACCUGCCCCCCCAGCUCAUUUAUGUGGACCGUGACUGCUGCAACCAGGAUGGCUAGCAGGUGCCGGCUCGGACACAGCCACAUGGGUGACCAAUGUAGUCCGAGCUGGGGGGGAAGCACGGGAUGGUCGGCCUGAUGGACGCCGAGGUGAUCCAGCGGAUCUCCAGGGAGGAGUGGCGGCUCCACUGCAGACAGAGGACGCAUGGAGCUGAGGAGACUGCGCUCCUCAUCCAGGACCUCCUCGACACCUUCGGCGGACCAGCAGGACGCGACACCCUGGACGUCCCGUUGCUCGAUGAUCUCCGCAUCCAGAACAUCUGGAGCAUGCAGAGGCGCCACCUCAGCUGCAUUCAGGACCCACCGGGGUUGCGGCUUUACACCAAAACCGGCAGGCAGACCAAAGGCGGGGUCAGCCUGCCGGUCUAUUGCUGCGCGAGGGUCUCCACAUCUCUGGAGUCCUUCCACCUCCACUGGUCCAUCCCAGAUGAACGACUGGUGACGCCUCUGCACUCCUACAGUGGCCACUUCAAGCACGCCCUUAACCUGAAGAGCCAAAGAGUGCUUGGCCUUCAGAUGCUCAUCGGGGUGGGGUACCUGUACCAGCAGACGGGUUGCAUGCUUGAGGAUGUCAGCUUGGACCCUGACACUCCAGACGAGGCUGCUGCUGUCACCGCGCUGGAGGAGGUGGACGAGGGUAUAGAGGAAGAUGUGGAGGACCCCACCAUCUUUGGGCCAGCUACCCUCUCCACCCGUGCAGCAGCUCGGUCAGGUGAUCCAGCUGACGCUCCCAGGUCUGAGCCAUCCAGUCCGGCCGCCCCUACCUGA